AUGGUUUUUUCUGGCGAACGUUAUUACAACAUUUAUCGGAUAAUGUUAACAGCGAUUGGUUUGUGGCCUUAUCAAACAUCGAUUGUUAUGCAAGUGCAAUCUGUGUUCUUCCUUGGCCUACUUAAUGCAGUAACAAUAUCAAAUGACAUUUCCGAAAUAACAAUGUGCAUCGGUAUAGUGCUAGCCCAUUUUCUGUUCAUUCUUGUACCUAAUUUUAUUGGACAAUCUCUUACCGAUCAUAGCGCAGAAAUAUUUAAUGCUGCGUAUAAUACUUUAUGGUAUUUAGCUCCAUUGUCAAUACAAAAAUUGCUUUUAUUUCUGAUGCAAAAUUCUCUGAAAACUCACACCUUAAUAAUUGGUCAUUUGUAUGUAACAUCUUUAGAAGGAUUUUCUACGGUAAUAAAUACUUUAUAG
This is a messenger RNA of Mycetomoellerius zeteki, 414 nucleotides long. RefSeq lists its product as uncharacterized. The transcript is spliced from 3 exons. Gene Ontology annotation, biological process: sensory perception of smell; detection of chemical stimulus involved in sensory perception of smell. The record is from RefSeq and is a predicted model, not a curated record. Gene Ontology annotation, cellular component: plasma membrane. Lineage: Eukaryota; Metazoa; Arthropoda; Insecta; Hymenoptera; Formicidae. Gene Ontology annotation, molecular function: olfactory receptor activity; odorant binding. Bases 1 to 414 code for a protein of 137 amino acids.